GAUCCUGUCUAAACCAGAGGACAUGCGCUUUGGAGGAGAAAGGGAAGUGCUGCUCGAUGUCCCAGCUAGAUAGAUGUUUACUGUUGUCUCCAUAAUCACUUAAUCAUGAUGCAAAAUUGAUCUUCUGAACGUCUGUUUUAGAGUGACAAAAAACAACAACCGGAGGAGUCGUUUUCUUUCCCAGUUUAGACUGUGAUCAAUUUUUGAACACUUUGCUGCAUUUGGAGCUUUUGGUGUUCAACGAUUAAGAAGUGUUAAUAUUGGACUUUUUUUUUUUUUUGCCUGUCCCCGCCGCCAACCUGAAGUUCAUCGUUGUUAUUUUGGCCGCCGGGAUGGUGGCCUUCAUCGGAGCGGUUAUCUGCAUCAUCGCCGCGGUUCACACCGGAUCCUCCAAGUCUGCUGCUGGUCAGCGACAGCCCGCUGCCGAUAACCACUCUCUGUAUCCGGACGCCGCUGCGCAGACCCCCGCUGCCGCAGGGGGCUCUAUGGCCCGACCUGGAUCUCUGGGAGCUCUCCAUGGUUCUGAAACCCCCGAUUCCGAAAAGCCCACCUUUAACGUUGGCCUCGGUGGCCUGGACGGGGUCAGCGGACUCACGGGACACGACCCCACGGUCAGCCGACUCAUCUGCACUCCGGUCCCCGCCGGAGGGUGUAACACCAGGAACUUUCAACAACAAGCGGAUGAUCCAUCGCUGUACGCCGGGGAAGACUGGGGAUACCUCCGGACUACGGCGGAGGAGCUCCGUCAAACCGUUCUGCAGCAGAAGGACCAGAUUUUAACUGACCAGAGGACCAUCACGGAGCUGACAGGAAAGCUGUCUGAGUGCGAGAAGGGGCUCGGAGGCAGGAGCAUCCUGGAGAGACGCGGGAACCCCUCCGCGCUGAGAGGCGAGCUGCACUUGGAGCGGAUGAUGGUUCGGGACAGCCCGGACUCAGCACCAGAAGGGGUCCAUCUGCUCACGGUUGGGACCGUGGAUGAGCUUGAACAAGCCAUUAUUCAACUCAAAGACCGUAUAGAUAAACUGGAGACAGACAUUGGUCCGUUUUCUCACAACCGCACAGACAGCAAAUCCUCAGAAGCAACAGAGGAAGAUGGCCCAGGGAGGUCAGCUGAACUGGGGCGCAGCGUCGGCUGGGAGAUGGAUGACUUGGAAGGAGAGCUGGAGAGGAAGGUGGAGCUUCUGGGGAAGGAGAGAAAAGCCCUGAGGCAGGAAGCAGAGAAACACAGACAAGAAAUCGACCACAGCAUCAGUAAACUGCAACACAAAAUGUUAGGACUGGAGGAAGGUGUUGCUGGGCAUUCCUUCCCCGAAGGCUUUAGGCUGUCCUUCCCAGCUCGGACCAACUACAUGGUUGCUCUUAUGAGACACUCCAUCCCGAAACUACGGUCCUUGACCGCCUGCCUGUGGCUGCGGCCGGCGGGCGCGGGAAUCGGGACCCCUCUGUCUUAUGCUGUCCCCGAGCAACCCAAUGAGUUGGUGCUGCUUCAAGGCCUGCACACUCCAACUGAGCUCCUCAUCAAUGACAAGGUGGCGAAGCUGCCUCUGAACCUAUCUAAAGCGAGCUGGCAGCACAUCUGUGUGAGCUGGACCCAGAAAGGUGGAGCAUGGCAGGCCUUCCAGGGAGGAAAGCUGAGGGGUGAGGGCCAUGGACUGGCCCCUGGACAUCACAUCAGACCUGGGGGACAACUAGUCCUUGGGCAAGAGCAGGACACGUUAGGUGGAGGUUUUGAUUCAACCCAGGCUUUGGUCGGAGAGCUGUCUCAGGUGGGCCUCUGGGAUCGGGUUCUGUCUUCUGCCCAGGUUGCCAGCUUGGCUCGAUGCAGCAGAGUAACCCAGGGUAUUGUGGUCCCCUGGAACGAAAACGGCGUUGAAGUUUACGGCGGAGCCACCAAAGACCCAGGAGAGCCUUGUAGUAAACACAGCAAAACCCUCAGUGACUGAUAAAGAAUGGAGGGAAAAGAUUAAUUCUAUCCAGUAUAAUCGCUGAGUCAGAAUGUGACUAAGACAAUAAAUGAGGCAUCAAGGGAAAUAAUAUUUGUUCAUAUUGACGUAAAGCGGGUACAGAGUUUGCAGUAACUUCAUAAUCUUAACUGGAUCUCCAGAGAUUUUAUGAAGGUAAAAAGAUGCUUUCCAGCAUAAUAAAAAAUGUCUACAUAAAUAUAACAGAAUAGUUGAUAUUGUUUAAUUAGGUGAAAACAGAAUCACAAUUUUCAAUAAAUUCUUCUAAAUAGCUACUGGUUUACUAUUCAGACAGCCACAAAGUGAGUCAAAUAUUUUAAUAUUUAAAAUCUUCACUGUAGUUUUCAGAUUUAAAAUAUAAUUAUCAAGAAUUUUGUCACUUUUUUAAAGUAAAAGAGGUAAGCUACUGAAAAAGCAUUAUAGUCAGCACCUUUCAAUCAAGUUAAUUGUAGCGUGCCAAUGCUAACGUUAGCCCGCUUAUGUUAAUUUCAGGCUUAUUAAAAUCUCUGAGCAUAGUAAGAGUUUCGCCUGCCUGAUAAGUGAGAUUAUAUAAAUAACUAGGAAAAUGUGAAAACAAAUUUUAUUUUAACCCACUUUAAACAAAAUAACCGUAAAGCAAAAAUAAAAAAUGUAAACUGA
This is a messenger RNA of Cyprinodon tularosa, 2600 nucleotides long. Its product is annotated as neuronal pentraxin receptor-like. The transcript is spliced from 5 exons. NCBI's taxonomy places the organism in Eukaryota, Metazoa, Chordata, Actinopteri, Cyprinodontiformes, Cyprinodontidae. The record is from RefSeq and is a predicted model, not a curated record. The coding region runs from base 333 to 1943 and encodes 536 amino acids.